UGAAAGCAUCAUUAGUCCCUCCUUCUUGUAGCGCGGCUGCGCGGUGGACUGACCGCUGCUGUUGCUGGAAAGUUUGUAUCACUCAAUAUUUGGAGGAAUGCAAAGCUCGACAAUGCCAUUUGAGAAAAACGGCCUGUUUCGGCUAUUUUGAUUAUAAUUGGAAAACUGAGCAGCUUAGACAUGGUUGAUAUGGCUGUUUGUUACCACCGAGCCACUCUUCCGGGAGAUCAUGGUCAGUUUGUCCUGCAGCUAAAUGGAGUUUCCGUUGUUGGAUUCGGCGUAUUGGCCUAACCAGCGCCGAUAACAAGACGAUCACAAGGGAGAGUAAUCAACACGAUGCCACCGCUUUAAUAAGGAGAUAUUUAAUCUCAAAUUGUGUUCGGCUUUAUUGGUCACCGCCAACAUGUCUGACCCAAACUACUACUGGACUGUGCUACCGAGCUACAAAACGAGUUUUGUGACUGGGGCCAUGAUGAAAAGAUCGAAAGGCUCCCGUAACAACAAGAAAAGGGUGGGAAUGCCGUCACCUACGCUUUCACGACCCCUUUCACCUCUCUCAAUUGCAACAGCUGGCAGCAGUCCUUCAGAAAGCCCCAGAAAUGUAUCUGCCAGUACUUCUGCCAACUUCCAUUUUGCCCGCAGCCAACUGGCUCGCACGGAAAGCAGGCCGGAUGGACGACGAUGGUCUAUCCCUUCAUCUGGAUACUGCACCAAUGCACCCAGUUCAUCAGUAUCUUCUUCUUCAUCCCACGAGUUGUUGCACCAGUUGCCCUCUCAGCCCACUCAAGAUGAUCUUCAUUUCCUCUUCAAACAUUUCCGGAGCACAGAGAGUGUUGCGGAUGAUGACGGCGCCCACCACAGCCCCCCUGUUAGGCUCCGUUCACGCAGUCUCAGCCCUGGACGGACCUGUGGAACAUUUGACAAUGAAAUUGUCAUGAUGAAUCACGUCUACAAAGAACGCUUCCCUAAGGCAACAGCCCAGAUGGAGGGUCGGCUGCUGGACAUAAUUUCAGAGUAUUCUCCGGACACUACUCUGCCCCUGGCUGAUGGUGUACUGGGAUUUAUUCAGCACCAGCUGGUGGAGCUCGCAAGAGACUGUCUGGAUAAGUCCCAGAAUGGCCUGGUCACUUCCAGAUACUUUGUGGAGCUGCAGGAAAAACUAGAGAAACUAUUACAUGAGGCAUAUGAGCGUUCUGAGAGCGAGGAAGUGUCCAUCAUCACCAAACUGGUCAAGAAGAUUCUCAUCAUUAUCUCUCGGCCAGCCAGGCUGUUGGAAUGUUUGGAAUUUGAUCCAGAAGAGUUUUACCAACGUUUAGAAGCAGCAGAAGGUCAAGCCAAAGUUGGUCAAGUCAUAAAGACUGAUAUUCCUAGAUACAUUAUUAGCCAGCUGGGCCUCAACAGGGAUCCACUUGAAGAGGUGGCCCAUCUGGAGCAGACAAGUCCAAGUCAAAGAGCAGCCAGCAGAGAAUCUGAUGACUCUGUAGAGAUAACAUCCAUACAGAGUCGAGCAGCAUGCACCCCUCCGCGCAGGAAGCCAUUGGAGAGUGACUUUGAGACUAUAAAGCUCAUUAGCAAUGGUGCCUAUGGAGCUGUGCAUCUAACUCGAAGGCACCUGUGCAUGGUCAUGGAAUAUGUAGAAGGUGGCGAUUGUGCAAAUUUGUUGAAGAAUAUUGGUUCCCUCCCUGUCGACAUGGCCAGGAUGUAUUUUGCAGAGACUGUUCUUGCUUUAGAGUACCUUCACAACUAUGGCAUUGUACAUAGAGACCUCAAACCUGACAAUUUGUUAAUCACCUCCAUGGGACACAUUAAGUUGACAGACUUUGGACUCUCAAAGAUUGGUCUGAUGAACAUGACAACCAAUUUGUAUGAAGGACACAUUGAAAAAGACACUAGAGAAUUUAUUGACAAACAGGUAUAUGGUACACCAGACUAUAUUGCUCCUGAGGUCAUCUUGAGGCAGGGUUAUGGGAAACCUGUAGAUUGGUGGGCCAUGGGUAUAAUCCUUUUUGAGUUCUUGGUGGGCUGUGUUCCUUUCUCUGGAGACACACCAGAGGAGCUCUUCAGCCUAAUUGUAAAUGAUGAGAUCAUCUGGCCAGAUGGAGAGGAUGCCCUGCCACUCGAUGCUCAGGACCUUAUCUCAAGGCUGCUGAAGCAGAAUCCCCUUGAGCGUUUAGGAACAGGGGGGGCCACAGAGGUGAAGAUGCACAUCUUUUUCUUGGGCCUAGACUGGAAUGGCCUCCUGAGGCAGAAAGCUGAGUUCAUACCUCAACUAGAGUCUGAAGAGGACACCAGUUACUUUGACACACGAUCAGAGCGCUACAGUCAUCUUGGUUCAGAUGAAGAUGAUGAAACUAAUGAUGACGAAUCAUGUCUUGAGCUUCGACAGUUCUCCUCUGUUGCUCACCGCUUCAGCAAGGUGUACAGUAGUACAGAGCACCUGUCCACCUCUACGCCAUCCAACCAGAGCUUGUCAUCAAUAGAGCGAAGCCACAGUGAGGAGAAAGAAGAUCGAUGGGAGGGCAAGGGAUUCCCUUCCCCUGCUGACGGACACAAAUUCCUGGCUAGUGGAGAUAAGAGGCUAGAGGGACAGAGGGGGAGUCUCCGACCACGUGCUUCAUCCAGUUCUUCACAGUCGGAGCGCAGCACCAGCCCACUGGUUAUGAACAGCACCCAGAGCCUUGACAUCAUGCCACGAUUUGCCAUCUCAACCGAGGAGGAAGAUGGAAUGGUUUCCAACCUGCGUCACAUCCGACUUCGGAGCAAUAGCACAGGCACAAGGCCCUCCUUCCGGAGAGGGGCAUCCCGACGGAUUGCGCACCAGCUUGAGACCCCAGAAACGCAGAGAUCUCUUGCUGGAAAAGUACCAAAGUCAGCUUCAGUUUCCGGCCUUUCACUUAUCAUUACCCCAGAUGAUUCAGCAGGUCCUCCUUCAAGCCCCAAAUCGUCUCUGUCUCUAUCGUCCAACCCCUCAUCCAGAGACUCGUCCCCCAGCCGAGAUUUGUCCAUCAACGUCAGCUGCCUCAGGCCUCCGGUGGUCAUCCACAGCUCUGGGAGGAGAUUCGGUUUUGCACUGCGAGCUAUCAGAGUUUACAUGGGCAACACUGACAUUUAUACCGUUCAUCACAUGGUUUGGUGUGUUGAGGAUGGUAGCCCAGCUCAUGAGGCAGGACUAAGGGCAGGUGACCUCAUCACUCAUGUCAAUGGGGAGUCAGUCCAGGGACUCCUACACACUGAGGUGGUGGAACUCCUGCUUAAGAGUGGCAAUAAAGUGACUCUUCAAACAACUGCACUUGAGAAUACUUCAAUCAAGGUGGGUCCUGCCCGAAAGGCAAGCUACAAGGCCAAAAUGGCCCGACGCAGCAAAAAGAGCAAGAAGAAGGAUGGUCAAGACAGCAGGCGACGCAUGUUGAAGAAGUUGUCUAAGCACACAACUCCACCUCCCAUGCAGAGCAGUCGCAGCUUCUCUUCUGGAUUUCAUCAGUCAUCAAGUGACAGCCUGUCUGGUUCUCCCACACAAAGUCUAUCUCCUGGACCGUCUACACCUUGUCGCUCCCCUGCCCCAGACCAUUCUGGAGAUUCAAGUUCCUCACCUUGCUCCAGCUCCCCCAACUCACCCGUGCCACAGGCUCGUCCCAGUUCCCUUCACGUCCUUGGCCGCUAUUCAAAAGCUGGUCGUUGCAAGUCUACAAGUAGUAUUCCUCCUUCACCUCUCGCCUGUAUCCCACCACCUCAGCCUCUCUCUCCACAGUGCUCACCAUCCUGCCUCCCAAGUCACCCUAAAUCCCUGCAGGGAUUCCAUGGGAAGACAUUAUCCCCUCCCACUAUUGCCCGUCAUUCUGUGCGUGCCCGCAGCGUAGAACCACCACGCUCACCACUGCUCAAGAGAGUUCAGUCAGCAGAGAAGCUUACAGGUGACAAGACAGGUACAGGGAGUUAUCAUGGAGAUAGGAAGGCUUACAGCACACGCCGCCAUACAUUAGAGAUGCCUCUGUCUGAAGGUGAGGGAUUGGAAGAUGAAGAGGGAGACACAACCACAGGUUUUGUCUGUGUUGGCGAGCACGGUCGCCAGGGGCUGUACAUUGGAGGGCAGAGAGACCACCAGGACAUAGCUAGCGGAGGCAGUGAUCACCACCACCGCACAACCACCUCACCACAACACCGGGGAGGCAACCAUCACUCAAGGGACACAGUGGUAAUGAGAAAGUUGGCACUAUCAGAACGAAGGGAUUCCUUCAAGAAACAGGAGGCUGUCCAGGAAGUAAACACAGAUGACAUGGAAGAGAGAGAGGCAACACUUAGCCCAAAGCUUCCUGUCACACAGCCCAAGUCAUUUAAGGUGUCCUGGACCAACUCACCCCAGGCAGAUUCUAGUGUGAGGCAGGGAGAAAAAAAAUAUCAGAGUACAACACAGCAGAAAGCAAAGUCAAAGGACAAAGAAGGGUUUUAGAAAUUCAUCUUGACGGGUCACCAGCGCAAGCCUUGCAUGAGUUCAGAAAACUGUGACCAAGCCAGAAAUCAUCACAUAGAACUUAUUUUAGACAAAAUUACUAAUUAAAGUAAAUGUUUUCAAUAAUACAUGCAUUUUACAACACUGGUAACAGAAUAACUAUGUUUACUCCAUAACUUGAUUUUUCACUUGAUUCUCAAAUCACUGUGGCAACUAAAUCUGAUGUAUUUUGUAAACCAUUUUGUUCACUGUAAGAUACUUAUUUAUGACUUUUUGGUUUAUCUCUUUUUGUUGUAUAAUUUCAGCUGAAACCACCUUGGGUAAGAGCCCAGGGAACAAUUUUUAAAUGUGUUGUCAUAGUAAGUGAAUCAAACUAUAUUGGAAUUUAGUUAUUUUUUUGAAUUGUUCAUUUUUUUUCUUUAUAUCACAGUGUGUGUCAAACUGUUGUGCAUUCUCAUGUGGUCUUUCAAAAGAUAUUAUGUUGCCUGUUUGAAGAAAUCCAUCAUACAGAUUGUAGUAGUUAAGAUUGCACACGUUAUACAAUUUGUACAUCUAGUAUUUGGUGUUUAGCUUGUGUGUAACUAUCUUUUAGAUAACAAAUGAAUCACCAUUGCAGUAGUUGGAGGCCUGGCUGUGUUACCAAAGCAUGGUUACGCCAUAGAACCCAUUUGAAAAGAGGUACUGUAAUUGUACAUAAUAAGCAUCAUACAUGCAUAGGUUAUUCUGUCACUUACUCUCUGUCCUCUAAAUGUAUCACUCCUUAAACCCUACCAAUUCUUAAGAUGUAAAAAGAUCAACAAAUAAGAAUGGAAAGUUGUGUGGCCAACUUUUUUUUUGUCUGUCCUUCAAUACCUUGGUGUUUCCAGCUUUUUCACAGCUCUCAGCAGUCAUGAUGAAUGUGUAACAAAAGACACUUGUAUUUAAAGAUCCAUUUCCAGAUUACUUUUAGAGAGGUAUAGUGGACGCUAAAAACAAACAUGGCUCACUUGGCUGUUUUUUUUCUUUUGUAUGUUCAUUAUGAAUUAAUGUUUACAUUUUGGUGCAGGUCUAUAUGUGGAUUUUUUUGUUAAAUUAUUACUGAAUAAAUUAGUGACUGGGAGUUUCGGAAAUCAACUAGAAAAUCCUGAGAGGACUAAGAAUUGACAAUGAAGGGGGGACUUGUUUUGUACAUUUGAUAUGGAAGCUGUGCUGUUAAUAGAUACUGUGAAAACAGUGGUGGACUUUAAUACAGCUGUGUUACAGUGGGUUUUGUGGCCUUGUAAGGGUAGAUGGAUUCAGAUAAAAUGUGGUUGAAGUGGCAUAUGAAUCUGUUGUUGCCAGAUUUACAUCUCCAUAUGAUGUAUAAUUACAUUUUUAAAGUUAUUUUCCUCUCAUUUUAAUCCUUGAUUGGAAUUACUUUGUCCGAUAGAUUCAUUUUAGUUUUAACAUAUCUUUUUUUAGUGACUUUAACACUUGGGAUUGUUUUUCAGGGGGUCCAAAUCCUUGACAUCCUUGACGGAUUUGUUUUAGUUAAUGGAGUGUUAACUAAGGAAAUGUACAAGAGUUGAACUCAUAACAGAACCUUUUAUUGAAGGUUUGUGAUCGCGCAUAUUCAGGAUAAUGGUCAUGUUUUCUCAGUGUCAUGGAGCCAAAAUGUGUUUGUGGAAGUUAUUAUUAAUAUAUUAUUUUAAUUGCAAUUAAACAGGUUCAUACCAAAGGAUUUGGUGUGUUUAUUUUACCCCUAAAACUAUUUGCAAUUGUGAAAUGUUAUUUGAACAAGUUAUACUUUUUUUUUCAAAUGUGGAGAAGUGGUUUGCCUGCCAACAAAUGUAUUACAUUGGUGUUUUUCUGCCAUCCUCCAUCUUUUCCAAAUUUGUUUGUGAAGUUAAUGUGCUGCUCACAAACUGACUCCUUGUUCCCAAAUGUACCAACUGAUCUUUGUGAGAUGCAUACUCAGUCAGUAUCUGAUGCAGACAGGUGGGAUGUUUUCAGUUAUUUCCUUGUCUUAAAAGUGCUUGAAAUAAAUUAAUGACAAAUUACUGUAUCCACA
Molecule: messenger RNA, 6476 nt
Organism: Menidia menidia (Atlantic silverside)
Lineage: Eukaryota; Metazoa; Chordata; Actinopteri; Atheriniformes; Atherinopsidae
Source: the annotation of a GenBank genome assembly